CAGGAAAUCCACGGAGGUUGAGUUUUAUGCUUCUGCUGUUUAAGAACUACCUUCAGAGGUUUUGUGAAGCUGGAAGGAUCGAAAGCCAGUCUUACAGGUUUUCUGCGUGAAGAAUGUGACGACUCUUGGUAGUGUGAACUGUUGAUACAGGUGACGCCCAAAGAUACAAGAGAACAUGUUCCGACUGUUGACGUUAACUGUGGUGAUCUAUGAAAUUCUGCUGUUCGGAGGCGUGCAAGGUUGGGUCUACCAUCACCACGAUAUUACCAUGGUGUGGGAAAAUGCUAGGAACUACUGUAAAGAACAUUACACUGACAUGGUGGCAAUACAGAAUAUGGAAGAAAAUGAUUACCUGAUGGAAUAUUUGCCAAAGGGAUACGCACAAGUCUGGAUUGGUUUGAGGAUGAUAAACAACAGCUGGACCUGGAUUGGAACGAACCGGAAACUGGAGAAUGUGGCUAUGAACUGGGCUCCUGGAGAGCCAAGCAAUGGAAAGAAUAAUGAAGACUGUGUGGGGAUGUAUAUCCAGGCGGCAGCAAAUUCAGGAAAGUGGAGCGAUGAACCUUGCAUGGAUAUGAAAAGACCACUGUGUUUCCAAGCUUCAUGCACUCCAGACUCUUGCAAUGGUCAUGGUGAAUGUGUGGAAAGAAUUGGUGAAUUUACAUGUGCUUGUAACGAAGGAUUCUCUGGAGUUCGAUGUGAAAAAGUUCUUCCGUGCCUCAUACUGGAGGCUCGUGAUCCAGUCAUUAUGAACUGUUCUCAUCCUUACAAGAAUUUCAGCUACAACUCUAUGUGUGACUUUAGCUGUGCAGAAGGAUUUCUGUUACAAGGAGAAAGAAGGGUGCAAUGCACAGCUUCUGCAGAGUGGACUAAAGACAUACCUAAGUGCGAAGCUGUCGGUUGCAGAAGAUUGGAGUUUUCUCGAAAGGAUUCCAUGAAAUGCUCUGGUCCAAAUGGACAAUUCAGAUACAAUGCAACCUGCACCUUUGGCUGUAGAGAAGGAUAUGCGCUGAGAGGAUCAGAGAGCCUCCAAUGUUUAGCGUCUGGACAAUGGACAGGGCCUGUCGUCCGUUGCACAGUCCAACAAUGUGAAACCUUGGUAAUUCCUGAGCACGGCAACAUGAGUUGCAUUCAUCCCAUUGCAAAGUUCAAAUACAACUCAACGUGUGACUUUAGCUGCUCUGAAGGAUUUGCAUUAAAUGGACUGAGCAGGCUCCAGUGUAAGGAUCUUGAACAGUGGUCAGCACAACCUCCGACAUGUGAAGCGGUGAAAUGCAGUGAACUUACGGCCCCGCCUAAUCUCAUCAUGGACUGUUCUGGCCCUUUUAGACCUUUUAGUUACAGCUCAAUAUGUGACUUCUCCUGCAAGGAUGGAUUUAACUUGCAGGGGUCAGACAGACUCCAGUGUGACGUUUCUGGGCAAUGGACAUCAAAGAUACCCAUCUGUAAAGCUGUUCAGUGUAUGCCACUGAAUAUUCCUCAUCGGGGUAACAUGAACUGCCAACAUAUGUACGGCAACAACAGUUACAAUGCAACAUGCGUCUUCAGCUGCACUGAGGGAUUUGUACUACACGGGUCCAACGAUCUUCAAUGCCAAGCAUCCAGGCAAUGGACAGCAGAGGUUCCUAGUUGUGAAGCUACAAAUUGCACAACACUGGUGAAUCCUGAGCAAGGGACUGUAAACUGCUCCCAUCCUUUUGGAAACUUCCGUUACAAUGCAACAUGCGACGUCAUCUGUGAAAAGGGGUUUAUAGUAAAUGGAUCAGGCACCGUUCAGUGUGGAGCCUCUGGACAAUGGACACCACAAAUACCCUCCUGUAAAGCCAUGAAAUGUGACAUGCUGAGGAGUCCAGAGAGAGGAAGCUACAACUGCACCGAUCCCAUCGAUGACUUCAGUUACAACUCAUCCUGUGAUUUUAGCUGUGCUGAGGGUUUUACUUUAAUGGGAUCGGACAGACUUGAAUGUGGAGCUUCUGGACAAUGGACAGCACCACCACCAACAUGUUCAGUUAUAACCUGCCAGACAAUAACACAGCCAGAACAAGGGAUGAUAAACUGCACCCAUCCCAUUGGAAACUUCAGUUAUAGCUCAACAUGCAGCUUUGGCUGUGCAAAAGGGUUUGUACUGCAGGGAUCAGAUGUGCUUAAGUGUGAAUCCAGUGGACAAUGGACAGCAGAUACUCCCAGCUGUAAAGCUGUAACUUGUCAGACACUGACACACGCUGCAAAAGGAGCAAUGAACUGCUCGCAUCCUUUUGGAAACUUCAGUUAUAGCUCAACGUGUGACUUUAGCUGUAUGGAAGGCUUUGCAUUGAACGGGUCAGAACGGCUCCAGUGUCAAGAUAAUGGGCAAUGGACUGCACAAACCCCCAACUGUGAAGUUAUUAUCUGUGAGAAACUGGUGCAACCUGAACAAGGAACAAUAAACUGUUCCCAUCCCAUUGGAUUCUUUAGUUACAGCUCAACAUGUGAGUUCAGCUGUGCAGAUGGGUUUCUACUGAAUGGGUCAGAUUGGUUACGUUGUCAAGCCACUGGGCAGUGGUCAGCACAAAACCCCGUUUGCAAAGCCAUAAAAUGUCAAGAUCUAAUAAACCUUGAACAAGUGUCAAUGAACUGCUCCAAUCCCAUUGAAGAAUUCAGUUACAACUCAACGUGUUACUUUAGUUGUAUUGAUGGUUUUAUACUAAAUGGGUCAAAUAGACUCCAGUGUCAAGCUAAUGGACAGUGGACAGCACAGAUUCCCAACUGUGAAGCUAUAAACUGUCGCAAGUUGACAGAGCCAGUAAAAGGGGUAAUGAACUGCUCCCAUCCAAUUAGAGACUUCAGUUAUAGAUCAACAUGUGACUUUAGCUGCUCUAAAGGGUUUAUACUGAAUGGGACAGACCAGCUCCAGUGUCUAGCCACUGGCCAAUGGACAGCACCAAGCCCCAACUGUAAAGCUAUAAAUUGUCCAACACUCGUAAACCUUGACCAAGGCUCAAUGAAUUGUUCCCAUCCCAUUGACGAAUUCAGUUACAACGCAACAUGUGACUUUAGCUGCUCUGAUGGGUUUAUACUGAGAGGGUCAAACAGACUUCAGUGUCGAGCCAAUGGACAGUGGACAGCAGAGAUGCCCACCUGUAAAGCUAUAAACUGCAGUAUGUUGACAGAGCCAGUAAAAGGGGUAAUGAACUGCUCCCAUCCAAUUAGAGACUUCAGUUAUAGAUCAACAUGUGACUUUAGCUGCUCUAAAGGGUUUAUACUGAAUGGGACAGACCAGCUCCAGUGUCAAGCCACUGGCCAAUGGACAGCACCAAGCCCCAACUGUGAAGCCAUUAAUUGUCCAGCACUCGUAAACCUUGACCAAGGCUCAGUGAACUGUUCCCAUCCCAUUGACGAAUUCAGUUACAACGCAACAUGUGACUUUAGCUGCUCUGAUGGGUUUAUACUGAGAGGGUCAAACAGACUUCAGUGUCGAGCCAAUGGACAGUGGACGGCAGAGAUGCCCAUCUGUAAAGCUGUAAACUGCAGUAUGUUGACAGAGCCAGUAAAAGGGGUAAUGAACUGCUCCCAUCCAAUUAGAGACUUCAGUUAUAGAUCAACAUGUGACUUUAGCUGCUCUAAAGGGUUUAUACUGAAUGGGACAGACCAGCUCCAGUGUCAAGCCACUGGCCAAUGGACAGCACCAAGCCCCAACUGUAAAGCCAUAAAUUGUUCAGCACUCGUAAACCUUGACCAAGGCUCAAUGAACUGUUCCCAUCCCAUUGACGAAUUCAGUUACAACUCAACAUGUGACUUUAGCUGCUCUGAUGGGUUUAUACUGAGAGGGUCAAACAGACUUCAGUGUCGAGCCAAUGGACAGUGGACAGCAGAGAUGCCCAUCUGUAAAGCUAUAAACUGCAGUAUGUUGACAGAGCCAGUAAAAGGGGUAAUGAACUGCUCCCAUCCAAUUAGAGACUUCAGUUAUAGAUCAACAUGUGACUUUAGCUGCUCUAAAGGGUUUAUACUGAAUGGGACAGACCAGCUCCAGUGUCAAGCCACUGGCCAAUGGACAGCACCAAGCCCCAACUGUAAAGCCAUAAAUUGUUCAGCACUCGUAAACCUUGACCAAGGCUCAAUGAACUGUUCCCAUCCCAUUGACGAAUUCAGUUACAACGCAACAUGUGACUUUAGCUGCUCUGAUGGGUUUAUACUGAGAGGGUCAAACAGACUUCAGUGUCGAGCCAAUGGACAGUGGACAGCAGAGAUGCCCACCUGUAAAGGUAAUAAGGAGAAUCACACAAAAUAUCUUUAUACAAAAUAGCUAAUUUUAAAAUGAUGAAGU
Molecule: messenger RNA, 4303 nt
Organism: Leucoraja erinaceus (little skate)
Lineage: Eukaryota; Metazoa; Chordata; Chondrichthyes; Rajiformes; Rajidae
Product: P-selectin-like
Exons: 23
Coding region: 176-4282 (1368 amino acids)
Biological process (GO): heterophilic cell-cell adhesion; leukocyte tethering or rolling; response to cytokine
Cellular component (GO): membrane; external side of plasma membrane
Molecular function (GO): sialic acid binding; oligosaccharide binding
Source: RefSeq, a predicted model, not a curated record